AUGCUGGGCGGUGUGCCGGCGACCGCUGGUUCUGACUCUCGGGCCUCGCAGCUCCGCUCUGCCGCCACCACACACCCGAAGCCGACCCUCGCGCUCCGGCGGCGCAUGCGCCCGGGCGGCGGCGGGCGGGGGAGCGGGGAGGAGGGGCGAGCGGGACCCGGGCGGCAGCGACUACGACGGAGCUGGCGCUGUGGCAGCCGGACGCUUCCCACCGCGGCCGACGCGGAGAGGGAAGGCGUGGGGCGUCAAGGCGCGCCGGUGCCCAGGGAGGGUCACCCGGGCAGCUACCCUGGGAGAGCCCGAGAGGGCACUGCUGUGCUGCAAGGACCGGUGGGGGGGGGGGGUGUCCGCGGCGCCUUUUAUUUCCCCGCAGGCGCCCGCUCUCGGACAGGCGCGGCUGCCAUUUUGUGGCGCGGCCGCCAUUUCGCGGAGCCAAGGGGGCAGGGCGGCGGGGGAGGGGCGCGCGCCGCCGCGGCCUGCGGGCUUGGGGGGCGGGGCGGGCGGGCGGGGCUGGCGGAGGCGCCGGGGCAGCCCCCGAGCCGCGAAGGCGAGCGCGUCCCCUUUGUUCUUCGCCUCGGCUCUCGGGCGCCGCCGCCCCGGAGCCGCGCUGAGUGCUCGCGGCGUGUGCCCCCGACCGGCGGCCGAGGGCCGUGCGCACAGUCCCAAAUCCCUUCUGGCCUCCGAGCCUGUCCAAGUCGGCGCUCGUCACCCCCACCCCCGCUCUGGGAAAGGAGUGCAUUUUAUUUGGCCGUGCCCCCGAACGCCACCGUGGGAAGCCGUAUUCGCCCUGAGAAUGAAGGCGCUUUCUGCGAGCCUCGCGCGGGAGGGGGGCGGACGGGCUUGGACGGGCUUGGACGCCGCUACCUGGAGCCGCAGAGGCGCCCUGCAAAUAGCAAAAUGCCGAGUUUCGAGCGCUGGGAGACCCGACCGAGGUGCCGAGCACCGGCGUAACCGAGAGGUCGGGCUCUUUAAAAAAAAAAAAGAAAGAAAAAAA
This is a messenger RNA of Mustela erminea (ermine), 994 nucleotides long. RefSeq names its product translation initiation factor IF-2-like. Bases 1 to 951 code for a protein of 316 amino acids. Lineage: Eukaryota; Metazoa; Chordata; Mammalia; Carnivora; Mustelidae. The transcript is spliced from 4 exons. The record is from RefSeq and is a predicted model, not a curated record.